AUGACAAUAGGGAAAAUGGAGAACGUGGCGGUCUUCACUUCUGAAGGCAAGGGCAGGGGCCUGAAGGCCACGAAGGAGUUCUGGGCUUCGGACGUCAUCUUUGCCGAGCGGGCUUAUUCUGCAGUGGUUUUCGACAGCCUCGUUAACUUUGUGUGCCACACCUGCUUCAAGAGGCAGGAGAAGCUCCACCACUGUGGGCAGUGCAAGUUUGCUCGUUACUGUGACCGCACCUGCCAGAAGGAUGCGUGGGUAGACCACAAGAAGGAGUGCUUGGCCAUCAAGAGAUACGGGAAGGUGCCCAACGAGAACAUCAGGCUGGCUGCACGCAUCAUGUGGCGGGUGGAGAGAGAGGGCACCGGGCUCACAGAGGGCUGCCUGGUGUCCGUGGACGACCUGCAGAACCACGUGGAGAACUUUGGGGAGGAGGAGCAGAAGCAGCUGCGGGUGGACGUGGAUACUUUCUUGCAGUACUGGCUGCCCCAGAGCCAGCAGUUCAGCAUGCAGUACAUCUCCCACAUCUUUGGCGUGAUUAACUGCAAUGGUUUCACACUCAGUGAUCAGAGGGGCCUGCAGGCAGUGGGCGUGGGCAUCUUCCCCAACCUGGGCCUGGUGAACCAUGACUGCUGGCCCAACUGCACCGUCAUCUUUAACAACGGCAAUCAUGAGGCAGUGAAAUCCAUGUUUCACACCCAGAUGAGGAUUGAGCUCCGGGCCCUGGGCAAGAUCUCAGAAGGAGAAGAGCUGACCGUGUCCUACAUCGACUUCCUUAACGUCAGCGAAGAACGCAAGAAGCAGCUGAAGAAGCAGUACUACUUCGACUGCACGUGCGAGCACUGCCAGAAAGGGCUGAAGGAUGACCUCUUCCUGGGGGUGAAAGAUGACCCAAAGCCCUCUCAGGAUGUGGUCAAGGAGAUUAUACAAUUCUCCAAGGAUACACUAGAAAAGAUUGACAAGGCUCGCUCUGAGGGCUUGUACCACGAGGUUGUGAAGUUGUGCCGGGAGUGCCUGGAGAAGCAGGACUCGGUGUUUGCUGACACCAAUAUCUACAUGCUGAGGAUGCUGAGCAUCGUUUCCGAGGUCCUCUCCUACCUCCAGGCGUUUGAGGAGGCCUCCUACUACGCCAGGAGGAUGGUGGAGGGCUAUGUGAAGCUCUACCACCCCAACAAUGCCCAACUGGGCAUGGCUGUGAUGCGGGCGGGGCUGACCAACUGGCAUGCUGGUAACAUUGAGGUGGGGCACGGUAUGAUCUGCAAAGCCUAUGCCAUUCUCCUGGUGACACACGGGCCCACCCACCCAAUUACCAAGGACUUAGAGGCCAUGCGGAUGCAGACGGAGAUGGAGCUGCGCCUGUUCCACCAGAACGAGUUCAUGUACCGCAAGAUGCGCGAGGCUGCCCUGAACAACCAGCCCAUGCAGGUCAUGGCUGAGCCCAGCAGCGAGCCGGCGCCAUCUCUGUUCCAUAAGAAGCAAUGAGGACCUGCUUGGUGUGUGUGUGUGUGUGUGUGUGUGUGUGUGUGUGUGUGUGUGUUGCGGGGGGGGGGGGCACUGUGGCUCAGGAACUGGGGAGACAUUCUGGAGGGAGUGGGCUUCUGGGGAGACCCUUGAUGGGGAAGUUAGAGUAUUGCUCAACCCUCUUGCUAUGGGAAUGUACUGCUCUGGGUUCCUCAGUGUCAUGUUGGUUCAUUUCAACUCUGUUUAAUUCAAUUUAAUUCAUCCUAUAGCUCAACUCAUCCUACAAGUAUCUGUAGGCCCUAGAGAUAAAGAAGUUCCAAGAGUAGCUGGGGAGGCAAAAUGCAAGCAGACAAUGAAAGCGCCGUGUAAUCACAAUGCAAUGUAAGCCGUGUGGAGAGAGGGGUGCAGUAGAGGGCCUGUCCGGUGGGUGGGGUAUAUGCAGUGUGGGCUAUCACAGAGGGGAUCACAUCUGAGCUGGGGUGGCAGGUGCUUGGAGCCUCAGGUGGCUGCUCACCCCAACUGUGCAGGUGUCUCUGGGGCUGCUGGUCUCACCCGUGGACUGGGAUAGUCAGUGUUUGGGUAACGAGGACUCUUUUCAGGAUGAAGCUGAGGGAGACUUGGAAACACAUAUACCUGGAUUCCCUCAAUUUCCUCUUCCUACAGUCACACACGCCAUGCCUGCACCCACCCCUCCUUCUCACACCAGUGGACAGGACCCCCGCUCCUUCUCCACCUGUGCUCUGGGCUCCUUCCUCCCCUCUGUCUUGGGCCCGGCUUCACCUAUUACUCCUUCUCCACCCUGGAUCCUUGACAUGUUUCUGGCUUCUUGAGUGCAGGCAGUAAACAUCUGGGGGCGAUCGGCAGUAAUAAUGUUCACGCUGAGUACUUUUUAAAGGGUUUAUCUCCCACAGUUAUCUCCUUUUCUCUUUUCUUUCUUUUUCUUUUUAAAAAAUCCUCACCAGAGGAUCUUUUCCCAUUGAUUUUUAGAGAGAGUGGAAGAGGGAAAGACAGAGAGAAAUAUCGAUGUGAGAGAAGCACACCAAUUGGUUGCCUCCUGCACGAGCGCCCAACAGGGCCAGGGCCGGAGAGGAGCCUACAAGCAGGUAUGUGCCCUUGAUAUGAAUCAAACCAGGACCCUCUGGUCCGCAGGCUGACAGGCUAUCCACUGAGUCAAACUGGCCAGGGCUCCUCUUCUUUCCUUCACUUUUAAUUUCUUCCUGACGCCACUGCAGGCUGGCUUCCUGAACGUCACUAGAAGAGAUUUUACCCAGGUCAGUUCUAGAGGGCCUUUUUUGGUUGUUGUGAUUCUUGGCAUCUUUGCAUCAGUUGACACUCCCCGCGCUGAUUUCUGGAACACCACUUCCCCGUGCUGAUGCUCUGAUGUGGUUUCUCAGUCUCCCUCUGUCCCUGUUUCUCCACGUUCCCUGAUAUGUGCCAUUUCCCGUAGUUGGUUUUGUUCAUUGUGGCCACUCUCACUUUAUUUUCAUCGCAGUCUGCACACACUCCCUGCAGGAGUUUGCCAGGCCCUUGGUUUGAUGGUCUUCAAUCCGUAUUUCCCAACCCUGCUCUUCAGCUCCAGCCCCACACACCCUCUUGAAUGUUCUGCAGGCACAUCAAACUCAGCACAUCCAGAAUAAAAUUCUUUCUCUUUCUCUCCCUAUCUCCCCUCCCCAACAUCUGUCCCUCCUCAGCACACCACCGAGAACACCUGACUUCUGCUUCUGUGGCAUCCUAGACUUCAGUCAAACCCACUCACUCCCUGGUCCCUGAGUGACCCAUGUUCUCCACGCCUCUCUGACUUUCCUACCUAAAAUAGCUAAAACCUGCCGACUCCUAUUCAUCUUUCAGCACCCGGUUUGGAAAUCACCCCAUCUGUGAAGCCUUUCCUGAAUGCCUUCAAUUAAGCUGGCUGCCUGGGUCUCUGGUAUUACCCUUGAAUCUCCCAUCAUAACUCUCUCCUCAUGGCAGUUUAAUUGUCUGCCUCCUCUAUCGGAUUGUGAGCUCCUGGAGGGCAGGAGCUGUGUCCCUUUAUUCAUCUUUCUAUCCCCAGAACCUAGCACAGGCCCUGAAACAUAGUAGGUGCUCAGUUAAUGCGUGUUGAAUGAAUGAAUGAAUGAAUGAAUGAAUGAAUUUACGUCUCAGAGCAGAAGCGAUAGGGACUGUGUAUUUUGAGUUUUUAUGUUACAGCCGUCAAUAAAGGCCAUUAAAUCCACUGUUUCCAAACAGA
Myotis myotis is the source of this 3679-nucleotide messenger RNA. It is a transcript of the gene SMYD1, whose product is annotated as SET and MYND domain containing 1. NCBI's taxonomy places the organism in Eukaryota, Metazoa, Chordata, Mammalia, Chiroptera, Vespertilionidae. The coding region runs from base 1 to 1473 and encodes 490 amino acids. Gene Ontology annotation, molecular function: histone H3K4 methyltransferase activity; protein binding. The transcript has 10 exons. The record is from RefSeq and is a predicted model, not a curated record. Gene Ontology annotation, cellular component: nucleus.